Molecule: messenger RNA, 1042 nt
Organism: Paecilomyces variotii
Lineage: Eukaryota; Fungi; Ascomycota; Eurotiomycetes; Eurotiales; Thermoascaceae
Exons: 4
Coding region: 68-979 (303 amino acids)
Source: RefSeq, a predicted model, not a curated record
CCAUCGUCUAAGUUCAAUCCAUGGGCAAAGCGUCUCUCUCACAGUGCGUAUAAUCUAAUUUAGCAUUAUGGCUCCAUCAACACGAAAGCGUACUAAACCAGCAAAAGCGAAAUCAAGUCAAAAGAAACAAAAGAAGGAGAAAGAACAGGACCAAUCUCGUGAUAAUGUCUCUCAUGACGCCAGCGACGCAGACAGCUGGUCUCUUUCGUCUGGUCUUUCAGACUGGGCCUCUCUAGGCCAGCCAGAAGAAGCAAGAGAGAUGAUCGCUUCGUUACAGAAUAUACUGGAAUCCGCUGAGAACAAAGAUGAUUUCUGGGAGAGCUUCGAAUCUAGUGUGAAGAAAGAUGAGAAAAGGCUCCUUGGAAUCAUAGAUGGUUAUAAGAAGCUGUUCGAAACUGAGGAUGAAGAGUUCAACUCGCAGUUUGCUCAACUCAUGGCUGCGGCCCUCGCACCAACCGGCGUGGAACCUUCUCUGUCUACGGAUAUCCUACCUGGGGAUUGUACUCCCGAGAACCAUCCGCUAUAUGCUCUAUCACGGAGCCUUGUUGAUCGUUCUAAGACCUUGGCGCAUGAAUACGAUAAACUUUCCCAGUACGCAAGCAACUUGAAACUCCCCGAGGAUCCAAGACCCGUUAUAGAAAAGGAUUAUGAGGAAGUACGCCGCAUCAUAGCCGCUGGUAGACGAGCCUCAGAAGCGCAGAUAGAAAAGAGCUUGGCUUCUAAUGAGAAAGGGAAGAAAGGACGCCGGGGACAGACUUCUGCACUUGUUGGGGGUGACAUGGGAAUCAAAGAUAAGGUGUUCGAGGAGGAUGUGCACCUUCAGGCUAUGUUGAAGAUGGGGCGUGAAGAACUAGAGAAGGGUGAUGAUAGUAGGGGAAAGAAAAAGAUCUACGGAUGGGGAAAGGCUGUUACUCGUGCUCAAAAGGCGAUGAAGGCUCUUGUCAAAGUUCUGCCAAAUGAGGAUAGGGAACGAUACUAGAGGAAGGAAAUCCUAGGGAGCAGGAGUGGAUGUAAUAAUUGAUAUGGAUUAUAUGAGAAUAAU